Drosophila mauritiana is the source of this 2099-nucleotide messenger RNA. RefSeq lists its product as uncharacterized. NCBI's taxonomy places the organism in Eukaryota, Metazoa, Arthropoda, Insecta, Diptera, Drosophilidae. The record is from RefSeq and is a predicted model, not a curated record. The transcript is spliced from 4 exons. The coding region runs from base 99 to 1862 and encodes 587 amino acids. Gene Ontology annotation, molecular function: zinc ion binding; DNA-binding transcription factor activity, RNA polymerase II-specific; RNA polymerase II transcription regulatory region sequence-specific DNA binding. Gene Ontology annotation, cellular component: nucleus. Gene Ontology annotation, biological process: regulation of transcription by RNA polymerase II.
CCAAGAUGCUCCACCUCCAAUUCAACAAAAUAACAAAAAGGAAAAUGGUCGCUUUGUGGAACGGAUUCCUGUGAAAAUUGAAUAUAUGCGAUCGCACCAUGGAGUUCAGUGCGGAUCUGAAUGGCUUCAAUGAGGACUCCAUCGAACCCUGCCGGACUUGCGGAAUUUACUUUACCAUGGGAAUGGACAUGGACCAGGCGAUUGUGAAGCCCAUUUUCGGUUCGGAUGACGCCGCCGUCGCAGAUAUGGCGGAGAUCCUCGAGCAAAUGAAUGAUUGGAACAUAAAGGUUGCGAGGGAGGACGGACGACCGCAGUACAUGUGCAUCGCUUGCAUUGCCGAGUUUCACCGGCUGAUUAAAUUCAAGCGCAGCUGUGUGGAAACACAGGAGCAGUUCAGCGAGCUCGAGUACCACCGCGAACAUAAUGGCAUCAUUAUUAAACGGGAAAUUGAGCCGGAGGAAGAGAAGUUCUGCGGAUUUAUAUAUCUGGAUACCGACGAGGAGGAUAACAGCGACGAGGACGGCAGUAGACGCGUGUGUGCCGCCUUCGACAUACCGCAUGUGCCCAUUAAGGAGGAACACAUGGCCCGAGUGCCAGUACAAAAUAAUGACAAGUUUGAUCCACCCGAACCCAAAGAUUUUGCGUCGCCUGUCGACUCCGGAUUCGCCAUGAUAAACAACGAUGCGUUAACGUCCGGCAUGUUAGGACCGUCUAUUGCGGAUCGCUCCGGGACGGCCGACGAUGGCUCCGAAGAAGAAGAGGAGGAGGAGGAGGAGAUAGUCAGAUUUACAUACGAUGACGACAAUGAUGCGAUAGCCCCGCUUCCGCCGCCGAUUUACUCGCCGGUUGUGUGUUGUAAGCUUUGCUUUUACGAAUCACCCGACCAGGAUGCGCAUAUGGAGCACAUGCGCCGCACCCAUCUCCUCAAGGACUGGGAAUGCCACAUUUGCGGCAAAAAGUUCACAAAUGCUCAAGAAUCGCGCAUCAAGUUUCACAUCAAGUAUCACAAGUUACAGCGGCACAUUAAGUGUCCCGUUUGCGGGUUUAUCUGCAACUCCAAGGAGACUCUCAAGGAGCACAAGCAGGCAGUGCACGUACGCACAAAGUGCACAUACUGUGGCAAAACUGUAAAAAACGCCACUCUGCAAGCACAUUUGAAAAAGCACUUAGAAGAGGGUGAAGCCGAACUUGCCCAGCAACUGAAAAAAUUGGAGCAGCUUCCAGUUAACCUUCAAUCUCAACAGUUAUCUUCACUGGAAAGCAGUGUCGCCAAAGUCACCACUGCUUUUGAGGGCUCAAAUAUUCCUGGGGAAUCCACUGUUCCUGAAGAUUCUAAUGUAACCGAAGACUCCAGUGUUCCUUCAAUAGAGACUUCCAUUCAUGCGGACAUACAAUGUCCAAUGGACCCACCUGCAGACGGAGAAGUUCCUGUUACAGCUGCUUCACCGUCAUGCGAGCCAACUGAAAGUGUCAUUGAGUGCUCAUAUUGCAGCGACACAUUUGAGAAGGCCCAGCAGCUGCAGGCUCAUGUGCUGGCCACUCACACACAGACAAGAAAGAGGCGUCGCUCUUCAGACAACAAGUCAUUAGUGAGAAAGACUACGCAGGAAAUGCCUACCUCACCCCUUGCAAAGAUAACCAAGAAGCCAACCAUCGAGUCCGAAGAAAGCGUCGUCCGAGAAGACAGCUCUGCCCAAUUAGAUAGCACUGCCCAGCAGGAGAGCAGGACUGCAGCGACCUCUAAUGACAGCCCUCCUGUCGAACAGGUGCCAGAAAAAGCGUACAUCUCGUGCUACAUUUGCGGCAGAUCCUUUGACUUGAAAAUUAAGCUUAACAGACAUCUUAAGCAGCAUAAGGAUUAGUAUUGUUUCUAGCGUAUAGCCAUUAUUCCAUAUGAAUUUCAUUUUACUACAAAUGUAAGAGUAUUGUGCACCCUAUUAUUUUCCACUGGCCUGCCAAAUGCAAACGUUGAAAUUUGUUAAUUUAAUUUUCUUUAUAUAUAUUUGGUUGGCGAAAUACUUACUUUCGUAUUUAAAUGUUUAAUAAAAUAGAAACCGUUUUGCUGAUAUUUCAUCCAUCCAGCGUUGGAAAAAUGCAAA